Molecule: messenger RNA, 789 nt
Organism: Panthera uncia (snow leopard)
Lineage: Eukaryota; Metazoa; Chordata; Mammalia; Carnivora; Felidae
Gene: GPX2
Product: glutathione peroxidase 2
Exons: 2
Biological process (GO): response to oxidative stress
Molecular function (GO): glutathione peroxidase activity
Source: RefSeq, a predicted model, not a curated record
AUGGCUUACAUAGCCAAGUCUUUCUACGACCUCAGCGCUAUCAGCCUGGAUGGGGAGAAGGUAGAUUUCAAUACGUUCCGAGGCAGGGCAGUGCUGAUUGAGAAUGUGGCCUCGCUCUGAGGCACAACCACUCGGGACUUCACCCAGCUCAACGAGCUGCAAUGCCGCUUUCCCAGGCGCCUGGUGGUUCUUGGCUUCCCUUGCAAUCAAUUUGGACAUCAGGAGAACUGUCAGAAUGAGGAGAUCCUGAACAGUCUCAAGUAUGUGCGCCCUGGGGGUGGAUUCCAGCCCACCUUUACCCUUGUCCAAAAGUGUGAGGUGAAUGGUCAGAACGAGCAUCCCGUCUUCGCCUACCUGAAGGACAAGCUCCCCUACCCGUAUGAUGACCCAUUUUUCCUCAUGACCGAUCCCAAGUUCAUCAUUUGGAGCCCGGUACGCCGCUCAGAUGUGGCCUGGAACUUUGAGAAGUUCCUUAUUGGGCCGGAAGGGGAGCCCUUCCGCCGCUACAGUCGCACCUUCCCUACCAUCAACAUUGAGCCUGACAUCAAGCGCCUCCUCAAAGUUGCCAUAUAGACACAAGCUUCUCAGCACACAGACCUAUUCCAUCCAGCCCUUAGGUAUCUUUCCUUAGGAUUCAGAAUGCCCUCAGGAGAUACUGCUGGACCAAAGCUUUCCCUUGGGAUCAGCCCCUUUCAUUGAAGAGCCUUGCCUUUCCGGUCUGCCUAUCUCCCUUCCCUCCCCCCAACCUUCUGGUUGGUGAUUCUACUUGGAGCUCAAGACUUGGGUGGA